GCUUGCUUUCAAACCAUGUACCGCUUGGGAGGGUAUUUCAGUCAAGUGGCAUCCUACAGGCAGCAGCCUAGGAGAUUCAGGGGAGGUCUACACUAUAGCUGGGAUCGAUGCUCUGAGAUCGAUUCACCGGGGGUUGAUUUAGCGGGUCUAGUGAAGACCCGCCAGAUCGAUGACAGAUUGCUUUCCAGUCGACCCCUGUACUCUGUCCCAGCCAAGAAGAGUAAGGUGAAGUGGAAAGGGAAGGAUUUGUUUGACUUGGUGUGCAGGACCUUAGGACUCCGAGAAACCUGGUUCUUUGGACUUCAGUACACGAUCAAGGAUACCGUGGCCUGGCUCAAAAUGGACAAGAAGGUUCUGGAUCAUGACGUUCCAACAGAGGAGCCGGUCACGUUUCACUUCCUUGCCAAAUUUUACCCUGAGAAUGCGGAGGAGGAGCUGGUUCAGGAGAUCACACAGCACUUGUUCUUUCUGCAAGUAAAGAAACAGAUUUUAGAUGAGAAGAUCUACUGUCCUCCUGAGGCAUCUGUGCUGCUGGCCUCCUAUGCCGUCCAAGCCAAGUAUGGUGAUUACGAUCCCACUGUUCAUCAGCGUGGCUUCUUAGCACAAGAGGAGUUGCUUCCAAAACGGGUAAUUAACCUGUACCAGAUGACUCCAGAAAUGUGGGAAGAAAGAAUAACAGCCUGGUAUGCAGAACAUAGAGGCAGGGCAAGAGAUGAAGCUGAAAUGGAAUAUUUGAAGAUCGCUCAGGAUUUGGAGAUGUAUGGAGUAAACUACUUUGCAAUUAGGAAUAAGAAGGGCACUGAGCUGUUGCUUGGGGUUGAUGCACUGGGGCUUCACAUCUACGACCCAGAAAACAGACUGACCCCCAAAAUCUCUUUUCCAUGGAAUGAGAUCCGGAAUAUCUCUUACAGUGAUAAGGAGUUUACAAUUAAGCCACUGGACAAAAAGAUCGAUGUCUUUAAAUUCAAUUCAUCAAAGCUGCGUGUGAAUAAGCUGAUUCUUCAGCUGUGUAUUGGAAACCAUGAUCUAUUCAUGAGGAGGAGGAAGGCAGACUCACUGGAGGUCCAGCAGAUGAAAGCACAGGCCAGGGAGGAGAAGGCCAGAAAGCAGAUGGAAAGACAGCGGCUGGCUCGAGAGAAGCAGAUGAGGGAAGAGGCAGAGCGAACAAGGGAUGAGCUGGAGAGGAGGUUGUUGCAGUUAAAGGAGGAGGCGACAAUGGCCAAUGAGGCUCUGAUGAGAUCUGAAGAGACAGCAGACUUGCUGGCUGAAAAAGCCCAGAUCACAGAAGAGGAAGCCAAGCUGCUGGCUCAGAAAGCAGCUGAGGCGGAGCAGGAGAUGCAGCGGAUCAAAGCCACGGCAAUCCGGACAGAGGAGGAGAAACGGUUGAUGGAACAGAAGGUCGUGGAGGCAGAAAUGUUGGCAUUGAAGAUGGCAGAAGAAUCGGAGAGAAGGGCAAAGGAGGCUGAUCAGCUAAAGCAGGACCUUCAGGAGGCUCGAGAGUCCGAGCGGAGAGCAAAGCAGAAGCUCUUGGAGAUCACCAGCAAGUCAUCAUACACGCAGCCCAUGAACUCAGGUAUGACAGCGCUGCCUGCCGACCUGCCAAGCUUCAACCUCAUCAGUGAGAGCCUCUCCUUUGACUUCAAGGAUACAGACAUGAAGAGACUUUCCAUGGAAAUAGAGAAAGAGAAAGUGGAGUACAUGGAGAAGAGCAAGCACCUGCAGGAGCAACUAAAUGAGUUGAAGACUGAGAUUGAGGCGCUGAAACUGAAGGAGAGGGAGACAGCGCUGGAUAUACUGCACAACGAGAAUGCCGACCGAGGCAACAGCAAGCACAACACCAUUAAAAAGCCUCAAGCCCAGGGCAGAAGACCUAUCUGCAUAUGAGACUUCAAAGUAGGUUAUUCCAAGCUCACUUUGCAGAGCACCAAGUCCCGUGUGGCCUUCUUCGAGGAGCUCUAGGAGGUGACCCAGCCAUCCUGCACUGCUGCUUCCAGCGAGCCAACCACGUGCCAGCCAGAGCCUCCUUCAGCAAGGCUAUAUAGGCACAUCCCAAUGGCUGGGGAGCCAGGAACACAGCCCCUCUACAUGCUGGCUGAGUGCACUCUGGUACAUGAUGCUGCUCCUGUGCAAUGGACUUGGUCCGUCAGCUGUCCGUGGAUUUCAGCGUGAUGAUUUCUAGUUUAGUGUAUCCUAAUCCCCCUUGUAGGUUUUUAACUAGCUACUCUGUUCUACCGUUUAUAAUGCAGAGCUGUGUAUCCCUUUCAGUCUUUUUAAGCAGUAUUUGUAUUUGGGCAUGACUGUCAUGUGACUUCCUGGGAGCUGGUGAGCAGGCACGUGUGCCUUGGAAGGGAUGCCUUUCCCUUCCGGCCCUGCUUUAGGGAAUACCACAAAUUAUGUGCACUUCUGUAGGUGGAGAUGUGGUGCUUUCAGCAGUUCAGGAGCCAGGCGGCGAGAUGUGUGCUAUUCUCUCCAUGUCCCCAGUACUUCUGCCUGUCUCUUGGAGGGGCUGAGUACUAGUAGCUCCCACUGGUGCCACACACAGUGGUAUAAUGGAAUGCUUUAAUCAGUGGUACAGCCUCCCCUAUGAGAGCAUGGUUAGGUCUGGUCUUCCUGCCUGUCAGAGGAUCUAACAGACCUAGAAGGGGUUCAGAGAUGUGCUGUGGGAAUAGGUCUGGAACGACUUCUGUAUAAGGAGAGAUUGAAAAGAUUCUGGCUGUUUACCUUAGAGAGCUGCUGCAUAGAGGAGACAUUACAAAGGUGUGCAAACUAAUGAACGGUAUGGAGAAGAUAGAUCUCCCUUCUCCAGUAUGACGCAAGAGCAAGGGCCUAGUCAAGGGAACUGAAAAGUGGCAUAUCCAGCACUGAUCAAAGGAAAUACUUUCCCACACAGUGUGCGAUGAGCCUCUGGAACUCCUUGCUACAAGAUUCCAAGAAUUUUGUAGGAUUUGAUCUUUGUCAGGAUACAAAAAUAGCCAGAAAUCUAGCAGUGGACAUUUAAAAAGUGAAGGGGUUCUGGAAGAGAUAUGAACCUUCAUGCUUGUGCCUAGAAGCUGACCUCUAAAUAAUGUAGAUCAGGAGGGAAUUUCCUCUAUGCUGUAGUCAUCCCAUAGCUACCUACUGCAGCCACCUUUCACUUUCCUCUGAAGCAUCUGGUACCUGCCACUGCUGGAGAUGGGCUAGGUGGACCAUGGGUCUGAUCUACUCAUGGGAGCUGCAUCUGCUCAGCCUGUCUGCACAUCACCUCCCUUGCUUCAUUUUGAUUCCCCUGGUAGAGUGGUAACCAGCACCCCACAAGCUGGGACUCUGCUGAGAGCAGUCUCAGCAUCUCUUUACUGUUGAGUCCUGUAGAGUGGCAGGAGCUGCCUUGCUCUGGUGGUGGCAGAGCCUAUGGUUUCCAGUCCGUGAAGGAGCAUGCUGUGAACACUCAUGGGGCCUGUUCCUGCUGUGAGACAGAGCCAAGCAACAGGGUUGAGUUACUAAGGGUAUGUCUAGACUACCCGCCUUAUUGGCGGGUAGUGAUCGAUUUCUCGGGGAUCAGUAUGUUGCAUCUCCUCUAGAUGCGAUAUAUCGAUCCCUGAACGCGCUCCCCUUUGACUCCGGAACCCCACCAGCGCGAAUGGCGGAAGCGGAGUCGACGAGGGAGCCGCGGACAUCGAUCCCACGCUGUGAGGACCCAGGGUAAAUCGAUCUCAGAUACUUCGACUUCAGCUACGCUAUUCAUGUAGCUGAAGUUGCGUAUCUUAGAUCAAUUCCCACCCCCAGUGUAGACCAGCCCUAAGCAGCCAAAGUGAGUUUGGCUGCUAAAUGAAGUCUCUCUCUCCUAGCCAUGGACUCUAGACAGCUAUGUCAAAGAAGUCAGUGGCAUCUUCAGCUCUUGAAAGGAUGUAGGUCUGCUGCCUUGGGAGGAGAGGAGUAACUCCUGGCACGUGGUUUGUCCUCAUCCUGCCUCCUUUGCCAGUCCACCCCCCAUCCUGCCCUGCUUUGUAUUCUGUGUUUUGGGGGGUGAGUGGGGAGAGGUGCUAGGAAUCACUUUCAAUUUAUCUCCCGGGCACUGGAAGUAGGGGCGCUGCUGUACCCUCUGGCUUGAAGUAGUUUCCACUAUAUCCAGGGUUUACUGUUUGGUUCAAUGGCUUGCAGCCCCCCACCCCCACUAUACAAACUGUUCCAGCACCACUGUUGGCAUCCCCUCAUAUAAUGCACUUAUGAGCCUUUUUGUGUAAUGGCCUCUGGUCUACUCCCUCCCCCCACCACCACCUAUAGGCAGCUAUUAUCCCAUAAGCUCACCCCUUUGCUGCUGUUCUGCGCCAGCAUAAAGCUUUCGUGCCCUGGCGGUUAUAUUCAUUACGUAUAAAGAAAUACACUCUUCAACCCUUAAGUGCUGCUGCUUGCCAGACUGCAGCCAGUUUGAACAGUGCAGCUUCUAAUGGGUUAAUCCAGGUGUUGUCCUGGAAUGCAGUGUCAGGAUCUUUCCUGUGACAUGGGGGCACUUGGAGUAUAGGGAAGCAUGAUUCCUCCCAGUGCAGACAGCAUUGACUCCCCAUGUCCUCUUGUUGAUGCUGCAAGGAGAGCAAGUGCUAAGCACGUCUCCUGCCGGACAAGUGCUUCAGUGUCAUGCCAAUGGCUUGUCUUUAAUCCCACCUAACCAUACAGCCUGAACUCUAGAGUGGGAGCUUCUCACACACAUACCACCAUAAAGUGUUAUGGCCACGAUGCGAAAUGUUUGUACAUCUUUUGUAUCAAUGUUUUUUGCCACCCUAGGGAGCAGAAAGAACCCUCAGUGGUCUCAGCAGAAAGUCUUGCAGGUAGCAAUGGAGAUCCCACAGAUUGGAGCAGGCUGCAAAGUUGCAAUAAUAUUGGGCUACGGAUUAGCUUUUCCCUUGAGCUGUCUCAAUUCAGCUGAUUGGGGUUACAGCCCGCUCAGAGUCUCCAUCCUAAAUCCUGCUUUUUAGGGGUUUAUAGAUCAGCUCUUAGCUCUCCCUCGGGGCUAUAACCUCAGCAGAUCUGGGCUUGGCUUAGGAGCAGAAAGAGGCUUAAUUUAAAGAGGAAAAACUGUUAAUCCAUUUUCAAGUUAUAAAAGUAGAAAAGUGACCUGCCAUGAGGGGUUGAUUUCCAGGCUUGACUGUGGGGACAGGAAAGUGCAGGCAUGUAUUGCAUUGAUCUGUAGCACAUCUCUCUGGCCAGUUCAAGAAGAGUUCUUGCCUGGCUCUGAGGGAGCCCUAGCUGGUUCUCCACUCUAGAGGGACAAUUGUGAGAUGAGACAGUAAAGGGACAAAAGGAAAGAGGGGGAACGAGAUCUUUUAUUAAAAGAUGCUUUUCCAUUGAUCAGUUUCUCUCCCUAGUGACUCAAUGUUAGUUAUGUUUACUGCCCCUCUGAAAGGCUGGGCUAGGGCCCUUGGGGUGAUCCAAGGGCUACACAGAACCAACAGCCAUUUCAGCUUGAAACAGUAAAUCCUGGCCCCAGUGAGUCAAUGGGAAUUCACUGGAGCCAGAAUGGCACCCAGAGUUUGCAGCCAUUUCAUUGGUGCUAGUUAGACACGCACAUUUCAUGCCAGUGUUUUACGUACACACUUAGGUCCAGAUCCUCAAAGGUAUUUCAGUUCCUAACUUCUAUUGAUUUAAGUGAAAGUUAGGAGCCUAAAUACCUUUGAGGAUCUGGGCCUUAGACCAUAAUCCAGCAGUUUCAGAUACAUGUGGUCAACUUUGAGCUCAUGACCAAUUCCAGUGAAGUCACGCCUGAUUUUAACCUGGAUCCAAAUUGCAGUUUACCUUAUCUAUGCUUGAGGUUUACAGUGGAGCAGCUACAUGGCUGGCUGGCUAUAAAUUGGUAGAAUCGGGGCAAGUUCUGACUGGAGCCAAGGCCAAAGAGGAGUUAUUAUCCCCACCCCUCUCCCCUUAAAUCCAUAGCACUAGAGCCAGGGGUCUCCCACUGAAAUUAACAGGCACCAGGAAGAACUUCUUCACAUAGUGGACAGUCAGCCCAUGGAACUCGUCAGCAAAUGUGAUGGCCAAAACUAGACCUGGGUUCAAUAAAGAAUUUGGUAAAUUCAUGGAGGAUUGGUCCAUCAGUGGCCAUUAGCCAAGAUGGUUAGGUAUUAAACCCUGUGCCGCGGGUGUCUGUAAGCCUCUGACUGCCAGAUGCUGGGGAUGGAUCACUCACUAACUGCCCUGUACCGUUCAUUGCCUCUGAAGUCUAUGGUACAGAUCACUGUCAGAGACGGGACGCUAGGCUAGAUGGACCAUUGAUCUGACCCAGUAUGGCUGUUCAUAUUUAAACAAUACUAGCAAUCAUGUCCUUGCUGCCCACUCUUAGCAAGGCUGAGCAAACACUAAUGGUUCUCUUUAACCCACCCAAUUCACUUGCCUUUAUUUUACUUUUUUCAGCAGCUUGGUUUAAUCACAGAGGGCUGAAUUUAGCCCUGUGGUGACUUCAGUUGAGUUAUGGACAGGGUGGAUUUGGCCCAGAGUCAGCCCAUGGCGCAGCAUAGUAUAUCGUGGCUUUUAGCAGAUCACAUCCUUGAACCCUUUUAUUUAAAAGGUCCCUGAUAUGCAUUGACUCUCCUCCCAUUUGGAAGUGUAUGUGUCUGAAAUUCAGAUGGAUGAAGUAGUCUUUUCCUUGGGAUGGGGUCUGGGACAGAAAGGCCUUUUUUUUUUCUAUUCCCGUGGAUUGUUAUAUUCUAAAGAUACCAUUGUUUGUUUUCUCAUUUGUUUUAAUAAAAAUUGAAAGCAGUU
Messenger RNA from Gopherus flavomarginatus (Mexican gopher tortoise), 6729 nucleotides. RefSeq names its product NF2, moesin-ezrin-radixin like (MERLIN) tumor suppressor (gene NF2). The transcript is spliced from 18 exons. Gene Ontology annotation, cellular component: cytoskeleton; apical part of cell; plasma membrane. The record is from RefSeq and is a predicted model, not a curated record. The coding region runs from base 16 to 1884 and encodes 622 amino acids. Gene Ontology annotation, biological process: regulation of cell shape; regulation of gliogenesis; positive regulation of protein localization to early endosome. NCBI's taxonomy places the organism in Eukaryota, Metazoa, Chordata, Testudines, Testudinidae. Gene Ontology annotation, molecular function: cell adhesion molecule binding; actin binding.